This is a messenger RNA of Cyprinodon tularosa, 3279 nucleotides long. It is a transcript of the gene sh3d19, whose product is annotated as SH3 domain containing 19. The record is from RefSeq and is a predicted model, not a curated record. The coding region runs from base 16 to 3081 and encodes 1021 amino acids. The transcript has 20 exons. NCBI's taxonomy places the organism in Eukaryota, Metazoa, Chordata, Actinopteri, Cyprinodontiformes, Cyprinodontidae. Gene Ontology annotation, molecular function: protein binding.
UAAUUAUGUUGAUGAAUGGCACUGAAAGAUGCACCUCUGUUUUUCUCUCUAGAUUUUACUGCAAGAGCCAAACCCUGUCACCUGCCCUGCAGUCAAGGGCCUCUAUCUUCUCUACGAGCUGCUUUCAAGAGAACAAGAUCAAAUUCUCAGAACGACAGCAGAACAGAGAGGAGGCGACCGAACAUCACCAUCGUCUCAGUGGAACCUCUAGCCAGAAACACCUGGUUCACUGGAGGCCCUGUGGUUUUUCCACCUCAAGCAGACUGGUGCGCUGGCAUCCAGGCUGUUUCACAGCCCCCACCAUCCUAUGACCAGGUGAUUAAAGAGAAAACACAGAGAGAUCACCAAGCCAAGCCCACUGCUGCACCACGUCAGAGCAUCUGCAGGUCUACAUCUGGAGCACAUUCUGACCCAGUUAGGAACAACACUGAUUCACCCUGCAGUGCCACCUGCUCACAUGCAGAGGGAAUCCCUACAGCCAAAAAGCCCAAUAAGCCUCCAAGGUCUUCAUUGACAAAAGCAUCCAACGCAAAAGGAGGCAUCAAGAUUGCAAGAAAAACACCAGAACCCACAAGUACAAGGGGUUCGAAUUGGGACUGUGAUCCGGAUUUAAGGGGAUUUGAGAACACAGCCUCAGAGCAUAAAUCUGUCAUUGUGCACUGGAACAUUCCUACAAACCGUCAGUCUGACAGUUCUGUUUCUGUCACUCCUGCUGCUUCAAACUUAGAAAGUAGACCAGUUGCACGCCCUCGAACAAAACUGCACCAAAAAACAAUAAUAGAGGAGGAGAGGCAAUCAAUUACACUUGGAGAAAACUGUGACACACCUCAAUCUCAUUCACAGGAGGUGCCCACUACUGAGUAUUUAGAGGAAUUGCUGAGGGUCAGUGAAGGCAACACAUUUGGAGACAGCAGGUAUUUCAUUGACCAAUCUUUUGAGGAAUUACUAGAUGAAGAUGCUGAUGGAGCAAUGAGCACCAACAACAAUAAUCGAAAACUUAGUGCCAGAAUCCAGGCUUUUGAGAGCCAAUCUGGUACUGGUGAAGAAAAUGGGUCCCAACCAGGGACCCUUGACCUUCCACCAAGGAGGGCCUCCUACAAACCUCCAGUGGCUUCAAAACCGUCAGUAGCUGUCAAACCUCCACGUACAAAUGGCCCCAGUCAAAACAUGGCAGCUUCACAAAACCAAGAACCGACAACAAGACCCAAGCCUCCGACAAAACCAGUGGGGCAUUCUGUAAGACAAGAGCUGGAGGCUUUACACAGCAAUGGGGGUCUGCCAAAUCAAUCACGGCCCUUUGGGUUGACCAGAUCCAACAGCAUUCAUGAAGAGGAGAGGGUAACAUCCCCACCUUUACCUCCAGUGAAACCAUUCAAAGAACCUCUCAAACCCAACCUGAACUUAAACAAUCACAACGUGUACGCACAGAACGAGAACAUGUUCACCCCUUCGAGAAAAGCCCCACUUAUCCCUCAGUUUAGUUUGGACAGCAGUGGAAGCUCUGCUAAAAGACAAGGUUCUGCAAGAAGACCAACCACCAUCAGGGUUCCAGGCAAGGGGGCUGCAGAUAAUUAUCAGGAUGGUGGUGCUCCUCCUGUCCCAGUUAAGAAUCCCAUAGGCUCCAUGAACUCCUCGAUGAACUAUAAGCAAAGCCUUACACCAUCAAAGUCUUUUCAGAACACUUUCAGUACAGGUCCGGAGCCACCGCUUCCACCAAGGAAGCCCAGUAUGAAGAAAGCCAUCCCGCCCUGCCCUUCUCCAGCAAAAGCAGGCCCUGGAAGACCUCCUCCACCUAACCUCCAGGCAUGUGGUCGAUCUCAGUCAGCACCGCAGCAACCUUCGCCAAAACUAAAGUCGCAGAAACCCACCAAAAAAGGACUGGUGUUGCCUCCAAGGCCCAGUCCAGGUCACCGCCUGUACAACAAUUAUAUACUUCCACUACCGCAUGGGAUUGCAUCUGCAGAUUUUGAUGGCAGUAACACAGGGGAGCUGACACUUCAGAAAAAUGAAGUUCUUAUGCUUCUGGAAAAGAUUAACCCCAAAGAAUUUGAGUGCCAAAUUGGAGAAACCACGGGGAGAGUCCACAAGUCUCGGAUGAAAAUCAUAACUCCUCUGGAUUCAGACUCGUCUUACCCACAGGAUGGAGGGGCGUCUGCUUCAGGUGGAGGCAGUGACAGGCUUAAGGUCAAAGCUUUGCAUGACUUUGAUCCAGAAGGUCCAAGGGAGCUGAGUCUGAGAGCAGGAGAUGUUGUGACUGAGGUGGAGCAAGUGGACAGUGAGUGGUACCUAGGGACCUGUAAUGGAUCUACAGGUUACUUUCCCAUCAAUUAUGUUACCAUCUUGUCACAGUCACCAAAACCUUUACCCAAGAAGAAAGCAAAGACACAGCCUGCCUCUGUCAGUGGUCCGAGAUGUGUGGCCAGGUUUGACUUUGAGGGGGAGCACAGUGACGAGUUGUCAUUCUUAGAGGGGGACGUGAUCCAGCUGGAGGAGUACGUGGGACAGGACUGGGCUCGGGGGCAGAUUGGCGUCAAUGUUGGCAUCUUCCCCUUGACCUUUGUGGAGAUCAUAGAGGAUCUCCCUCCUCCCCCGAGUCAGCAGCAGGCUGCUAGGAUAGCGCUGCCAGGCCUUACGGACCCUUCUCCUUUUGAACAACCAGAAGCUGCCAAACCUGUUCAGGAUGAAAGGUCCAGCGUGGAAUGGGCAGUGGCUCUUUAUGAUCAUCCAGCAAAGACGCCAGAUGAGCUUUCGUUUCGAAAGGAUGACUGUAUCCUGAUUACCAAGCAUUUAAAUGAGGAUUGGUGCAGUGGCAGGCUCAAUGGCAGAGAGGGCAUGUUCCCCAGGGCUUUCAUCGAGUUCUCAUCAGGAGACCAUCAGGAUGACAGCCCACAAUAUGGAGCCGCUAGCUGUGUGAGAGGAAAGGCUCUUUAUAGCUUCACAUCAGACUGUGAGGAGGAGCUUUCACUCCAGGUCGGGGACGUCAUCACCAACCUGGAGUCAGUGGACGAUGAAUGGUUUCUGGGGGACUUGAGGGGAAAACGGGCCCUUGUCCCUAAAAACUAUGUGCAAGUCAUUGAUUAAUGCCUAAUAGCCAGCAGAGCUGCAGCACAGAAAAAAACUGCAAAGCUGGAUAUGUAUUCAGUCAUAUUUGGGAAGCAUGAAAACUAAAACAGUAUUUAAAGUUAUGAAAAUAUUCUCCAAAAUCAUUUAAGUAUUUUUUUAAAUGUUCAUUUUAAAUAUUAAAGAUGUUUGCCAAAACCUUUCUGCCUUUUCUGAACU